This is a messenger RNA of Lactuca sativa (garden lettuce), 1831 nucleotides long. RefSeq names its product Acyl transferase/acyl hydrolase/lysophospholipase superfamily protein. Gene Ontology annotation, cellular component: lipid droplet; membrane; cytoplasm. The record is from RefSeq and is a predicted model, not a curated record. NCBI's taxonomy places the organism in Eukaryota, Viridiplantae, Streptophyta, Magnoliopsida, Asterales, Asteraceae. Gene Ontology annotation, biological process: triglyceride catabolic process; lipid homeostasis. Gene Ontology annotation, molecular function: triacylglycerol lipase activity.
UCUUAAUUUAAUAUUUUAAUCGAAAAAAAUGGUUAUAUACACCAAAACUCCCGUCCAAAAACUCAUUUAUAACUACCACCGCCGUCCUCCACCGCCCUAUUCUUCUCCGAUGACAACUUCACUUUCCAAUUCCACCCUCUUCCACCGUCCUUCCUUUAACCCUAAUCCUAACUCCACCACCAGCACCGUCUUUCGGCAUCCUCCAACCGUACAAUUCUCCAUAAAGGCCGUCUCAAAAGACCCAAACAACAUAACCACCCCCGACCCCAAGCAACCACCAUUGCCGCCAUCACCGUCGGAGAAGAGGACCUUUGCAGUGGCAACGGGGGAGCUUUUCCUAGGGAUAGCAUCUCGAAUUAUUAAGAGCAGAAAUGCGAUGGAAAGGGGAUUGGAUUCGGAGGAGAAAGUUAGGAUGUUUGGCGACGAAUUAGUGGGUAAGAAGGAGUCGUAUUUUUGGAGUAGGUCGAGGAAUCAGAAAGAGGUGAAGGAGGAGGAGAUUGCGGCGGUGGUGGACGAUGGAGACGUGGUGUGGGAGCAGAGGCUGAAGGAUGUGGAAGCGGAAAGAGAGCGGAAGGCGGUGACUAGCCCUGGGUUUAGCUUCUCUGCUGCUGGACUUUUGUUUCCCUAUCAUCUUGGUGUUGCCAAAUUUCUAAUCGAAAAGGGUUACAUUAAGGAUACAACCCCAUUAGCUGGAUCAUCAGCUGGUGCCAUUGUAUGUGCAGUUGUUGCAUCAGGGGCAAGUAUGGAAGAAGCCUUACAAGCUACAAAGAUUUUGGCUCAAGAUUGUCGAACUAGAGGAACUGCAUUUCGUCUUGGUGCUGUUCUUAGAGAAGUUCUUGAAGAUUUUCUUCCAGUUGAUGCUCAUAUAAGGUCUAAUGGAAGGGUUAGAGUUGCUGUAACACAGAUUCUAUGGAGACCAAGAGGUUUGCUUGUUGAUCAGUUUGAUUCCAGGGAGGAUCUUAUUAAUGCAGUAAUUACUUCUUCUUUCAUUCCAGGAUACCUUGCACCAAGACCAGCAAUUGUGUUCCGCAAUAGACUCUGUGUAGAUGGCGGUUUGACUUUAUUUAUGCCACCAACAUCCGCUGCUCAAACGGUUCGUGUGUGUGCUUUUCCAGCCAGUCGUUUGGGACUGGAAAACAUCGGAAUCAGCCCUGACUGUAAUCCCGAAAAUAGAGCAACCCCAAGAGAGUUAUUCAGUUGGGCGUUGGAGCCAGCAGCCGAUUUGAUUCUUGAUACCUUGUAUGAGCUUGGAUACAUGGAUGCAUCCGUAUGGGCUGCUUUAAACCCCGUUGAGAAUUUGGUUCAAGAAGACAACAAUACAUUUGUUAGAUGAUGAUGAUAAUAAUAAUUAGGUACAAAAGUAAGAGUAUAAGUAUUUGUAUGUUUAGAUACAUAGUAGGUAUCCUACUUUUAGUGCUUUCUAUAUAUAGAAAACUAGGGUUUGUAUUUCUAGUAAUUGUACUUGACAUGUCAUCUCUACACCACCAACAUACUUAGGAAAAUGCAAAAACAACAAAUAUCUGAAUUAUUGUCUUAUUGACAGUGUGAGAGUUUUAAUUCCAAUAUGGAUUGGGCUGUUUUUGAGUAACGGGCCCUUAUGCUAGCCAACCAGUUGGCUGGUGUCUGUGGGACAGCUCAAGGGUUGUUAGAAGGAUAAAUCAGGGUUUUCAACUAUUGUGUUUUUAUUUUUGCAAGUAUGUUGGAUUUGUAGGGAUGAUUUGUCAAAUACAAUGGUUUGAAAUGUUGAUUACUAUAUGGUAAAUGAUAUUAUAAGUUUGUAUUUAGAACGACAAUUAUAUUUGUAAUAAUUUUAAAAAGAUUUAUUGGUGUA